Messenger RNA from Penaeus vannamei (Pacific white shrimp), 633 nucleotides. RefSeq lists its product as uncharacterized. The record is from RefSeq and is a predicted model, not a curated record. Lineage: Eukaryota; Metazoa; Arthropoda; Malacostraca; Decapoda; Penaeidae.
AUGACCUCCUCACGCCCACCACCCGAGUCUGCCAUGGACCUCCGAGACCGCCCAUCUCACGCCCACCACCCGAGUCUGCCAUGGAUCUCCGAGAACCGCCCAUUCCCACCGCCCACCACCGAGUUCUGCCAUGACCUCCGAGACCGCCCAUAUCACGCCCACCACCCGAGUCUAGAAAUGGAUUCCGAGACGCCCAUCCCACGCCCACCCCGAGACUGCAAUGGAUCUCCGAGACCGCCCAUCACGCCCACCACCCGACGUCUGCCAUGCGACCUCCGAGACCGCCCACUCACGCCCACCACCCGAGUCUGCCAUGGAUCUCCGAGAACGCCCAUCCCACGCCCCACCACCCGAGACUGCCAUGGACUCGAGACCGCCCACCCACGCCCACCACCCGAGUCUGCCAUGGACCUCCCGAGAACCGCCCAUCUCCACGCCCACCACCCGAGCUGCCAUGGACCUCCGAGACCGCCCAUCUCACGCCCACCACCCGAGUCUGCCCAUGGACCUCCGAGACCGCCCAUCUCACGCCCACCACCCGAGACUGCCAUGGACCCGAGAAAACGCACAUCACGCCCACCACCCGAGUCCUCGAGAACGCCCACAUCACGCCCACCACCCGAGUCUGCAUGA